Molecule: messenger RNA, 1085 nt
Organism: Trichoderma virens Gv29-8
Lineage: Eukaryota; Fungi; Ascomycota; Sordariomycetes; Hypocreales; Hypocreaceae
Exons: 6
Coding region: 132-782 (216 amino acids)
Biological process (GO): protein import into nucleus; ribosomal subunit export from nucleus
Cellular component (GO): cytoplasm; nucleus
Molecular function (GO): GTP binding; GTPase activity
Source: RefSeq, a predicted model, not a curated record
AAGAACUCAGGUCAAGUCCAUCCAGUGCAACUUUUUGACGUCCACACCACCCUCGCGUCGUCCAAAAACCCACCAGGACCCCGCCUGUUUACAUCACCUCACGCUCGUCGCUAAUCACUCGAGCCGUCAACAUGGCUGAGCAACAGACUCCUACCUUCAAGCUUGUGCUUGUUGGCGAUGGUGGUACCGGCAAGACCACCUUUGUCAAGCGUCACUUGACCGGUGAAUUUGAGAAGAAGUACAUGGCCACCCUCGGUGUCGAGGUUCACCCCCUUGGCUUCACCACCAACUACGGCCAGAUUCAGUUCGAUGUGUGGGAUACCGCCGGUCAGGAGAAGUUCGGUGGUCUUCGUGAUGGUUACUACAUCAACGGCCAGUGCGGUAUCAUUAUGUUCGACGUGACAUCCCGCAUCACGUACAAGAACGUCCCCAACUGGCAUCGCGAUCUCGUCCGUGUUUGCGAGAACAUUCCCAUCGUUCUGUGCGGUAACAAGGUCGACGUAAAGGAGCGAAAGGUCAAGGCCAAGACCAUCACCUUCCACCGAAAGAAGAACCUCCAGUACUACGACAUCUCCGCCAAGUCCAACUACAACUUCGAGAAGCCCUUCCUGUGGCUUGCCCGCAAGCUGGUUGGCAACCCCGCCCUGGAGUUUGUUGCUGCCCCCGCCCUGGCUCCCCCUACCGCCCAGGUCGACGAGGCUCUCUUGGAGCAGUACAAGAAGGAGAUGGACGAGGCUGCCGCCAUGCCUCUGCCCGGUGAGCUGUCUGAUGAUGAUCUGUAAACGAUUCGUACGACGGCGAAAAGUGUUUUAUUUGAUGAUGCUGGGACAUCCCGGAUUACUUGAGGAUUAGGCCAUCGGCAGCUGGAAUGACCGUUUAUGAUACAGGAAGGGGAUUUCCGGGUUUACAUGAGCUCGAUUGGAGAGGGCAAGGCUAUACCCUUGGUACCUCGUUGGUGGUAGAUUAUUGGGGCGUCGCCGCAAGGAGCUGCGGCAAAACCUAACCUAGCUAGACUUUUUUCAUAUUAAAGACACCUAUUUCGUACCAUUAUGCCCAAUUUUACAUUACUACUUUUUCCCUGGCUC